Pseudogymnoascus verrucosus is the source of this 915-nucleotide messenger RNA. RefSeq lists its product as uncharacterized. NCBI's taxonomy places the organism in Eukaryota, Fungi, Ascomycota, Leotiomycetes, Thelebolales, Thelebolaceae. The coding region runs from base 1 to 915 and encodes 304 amino acids. The transcript has 3 exons. The record is from RefSeq and is a predicted model, not a curated record.
AUGUCAAAGUUAUCGACCUUUAUUAUAUUUCUACUUGGUAUCAUUGGUACCGGCUCUGCCUAUCCUCAAAACAAGGAAAGGGGCCUCUUGGAGUGUUUGGCAUGGUGCACGACACACGGACUAAGUCCAACGGACUGUGCCAUCCCCGCAAUUUUCCACAAGGGCCCCUGCUAUGAAUGCGGCCCUUGCAAGAAAAUUGCCUCUGAGGAGCUUUGUGAUAAGCGCUGUGUGGAUACCUCUAGUGACCCAAGCAACUGUGGCGCGUGUGGUAAUCAAUGCUCUAGUCUUACUACAUGCUGCCAAGGGGCAUGUGUCAGCAACUCCGGCAUGGAGUGGGCCUACUAUGUUAACCCUGACCAACAAGAGAAUUUGCCUGGCACGAGUUAUUCAAGCUUCGACCCUUCCCUUUUGAAAACCCUGACCCCAACCUAUACAAGCACUACAACCUACAUGGCUCUAUCCGGGGACGGGGGAUCACCGCUUCAUAUUUACGGUUCUCCUGGGACAUUUACGCCUGACUACUUUGCCCUUAACCACCGCGGUUACAUCCACGCUUUGCAAGGCGGUCAAUAUACCUUCACCUCACUCCUUGCCGAUGAAAUUGUACUCUACUGGAUAGGUCCAAAAGCAUAUUCUGGGUGGACUAGAGCGGAUGCGGAUCUAGAGGAUGCAUGGUACAGCCCAACGUCAGGACAACUCAUAUCAUUCACAAAGGAACUGCAAGCGGGACAGUAUUAUGCGCUCCGCAUUGUAUAUGCUAAUGCCCAGACUGGUUCCAAUGAAGCUAUAAGUGUGACAGCGCCAGAUGGGACGGUGAUUUUGGGCCCGAACAGUGUUCCCAAUCCAUACAUUGUUCAAUAUUCGUGCAAUGGGGCAGAAGCCCCUGCUUACCCACCCUUUGGGCAGGAGACAUGA